Molecule: messenger RNA, 1428 nt
Organism: Ylistrum balloti
Lineage: Eukaryota; Metazoa; Mollusca; Bivalvia; Pectinida; Pectinidae
Product: monocarboxylate transporter 9-like
Exons: 5
Coding region: 1-1428 (475 amino acids)
Biological process (GO): monocarboxylic acid transport; transmembrane transport
Molecular function (GO): monocarboxylic acid transmembrane transporter activity
Source: RefSeq, a predicted model, not a curated record
AUGCUGACCCGGCCAGACAAAGGAUGGGCAUGGGUAGUGAUGGUCGCCUCCUUCUUCAUACAUAGCCUGAAUGCAGGCAUGCUGUACGGUACAGGCAUUAUACAGGUGUCCUUACUAGAGAGGUUUCAGGAAGGGCUUGCAUUAACAUCAUGGGCAGGUGCUAUCUACAUAUUCUUGAUGUUUGGAGCAGGUGUGGUUGGCAGUGUGAUGAUAAGCCAUUUCAGCUGUCGGGUGGCUUUCAUAGUGGGUUCGGUCAUCAUGACUUCAGGGCUUCUGGCAAGCUCAUUUGCAGAAUCAUUGGAAAUUAUCAUCAUUUCAUACGGUUUCACAGCAGGCUUAGGCUCAGGAAUUGUGUUCACCAGCGGAAUUGUGGUUGUCGGCCUAAACUUUCAGAAGAAGAGAAGCGUAGCGACAGGAUUUGCCUCAUGUGGAGCCGGUGCAGGAGCUUUCAUAUUUCCUCCCCUGAUGCAGCUUGCGCGGAAAGAAUAUGGCGACUCUGGUUUUUUCAUCCUAUUAGCUGGCAUGGCUCUAAAUAUAUCCGUGUUCGGAUCGCUUUGCUUUCCGUCAUACUUAGAAGUUAAUAAAAACGCACCAGAAAAACUGACAAAAUCAACAUUAUCAUUAUCACUUCACAGUCUGACGAAUAGGCAGCACUUUUGUAGUAUUAUUGCCGUCCUAAGGAAUCUGCCCUUUGUCUGCAUAUGUUUAAGUCAGCUAGUCAGUCACAUUGGGAUAUAUAUGAUGUAUGUCCAUAUUCCAACAUUUGCCAUCUCCCAUGGAUCCACCGACACUCAGGCUUCCAUCUUGCUUUCCGCUAGUGGAAUAAUGAACUGCGUGUCACGUUUGCUAGUUGGAAUGGCAGGGAACGCCGAUAAUGUUUCCACCAUAUUGUUAUAUUUUGGUACAUUUGGUGUGUUAGGGAUUUCUACAAUUAUAUUUCCUGUAUUUGGGAGUACGUAUAUUGGACAGCUAAUUUACUCAGUCAUUUUGGGGACGUAUUCAGGAAGUUGCUACGUGUUGCUGAGUACAAUUACGGCGGAUAUCAUUGGAAUUGAGUUUCUUGUCUCAGCAUUUGGAAUAGCAAUGAUCUUUACCGGUUUGGGUACACUUGUUGGGCCGCCUAUUGCAGGUUUUAUAGUGGAUGGCGGUGGUACUUAUGAAACAUCCUUCACUUUAGCAGGAUGCUGUAUACUUUUGGCAGCUGUAUUUGGGAUAGCCGCAGAGGUGUUCCGAAAGAUAUAUUACCCUGAUGCUGUUCACUUGGAAGUAGAAGAAACCUCGAAGUUUUUAGAUGAGAAACAUUAUCUACAUACAGAGAUAACACCACUACAUACGGACAAUACACAAGAAAACAUAUCUAAUGUGCCUGUUUUACCACUAGUGACAGACCAUCACUCAGACGAAUAUGACACACUCUGUACUAAUUGA